CUGCUCGGCUCAAAAAGCGGAGAUCACUCACACACACGCUCCACACACACCUCACCGUCUCGGGCGAGGAGCACACGCCGGCGUUCGGAGAGGAGCUGAGGCUGCACGGAGCCUCCACCACCACCACAGAAGGAGAAAACGCAGGAGAGAGCAGGACAUGAUCUCUGGGUGUUUUGGGGAACGCAAGAGCGCAACGCAAGACUUUGGCACCGCGUUAAAACGCAGCUGCGGACACGCGGAAUCCGGCUUCCCAGGCUGUGAGAUCUGUUACUUUACGACUCCAGCCUGCUGCUGCUAGUAAAACCUCCAAGUGGAGACGCGAGCUCCGUGUGCGCAAAAUACGCGGGGACGCAGAGGCAGUGGAUACGCGGAGUGGGAGCCGCUCGUUUGGACCUUGACGCACAGUGGAGCCGCUGUCUCCCCGGAGCGCAGAGAUCCACCCGGAGCCUCCCAGCUGUGGAACACGCAGUUCUGAUGCAGGAGUUUGUUUGCACACUGUUUGCUGGAUGAAGGUUUUGGUUCCAUCCCUCCUCUGAAUGGACAGAUUCACCAAGCAAAGCCGCUGCGCAACUGAACAUCUGAAUUCCGCCAGUGACAUGUAGUUGUCACUUAGUUUUCUCCUCCUAUGGUUUAAUAAUCUCCGUGGGAUUAUUACUCAAGAUCUUUAAUUUUCCCUGUUACCAGCUUCUUCUCUUUUUGGUCCUGAAGGGGUGUGGAUCUCAUUUCCCCUUUUCCCUUUUUUUUUAUUUCUCAUUUUUGGAGAAUUUCUAUCAACACGAGGUGGAAACAUUAGAAACUUCAAGCUCCCCGCGAGUUUUCUGAAUCAUCCAAGAUGGAUUUUGUGCCAUCGCUGAUUGGAUUUUUAAUGGCAAUGUGUCAUCUGGCGUUUAGAGUCAGAGGAGAAGAGGCAUUGGAGUGCGGCGGGAUGUACGACGCCAGCAAGGCGGGCUACAUCACCUCCCCCGGUUAUCCUCUGGAGUACCCGCCUCACCAGAACUGCCACUGGAUCAUCACGGCGCCGGAGUCGUCGCAGCGCAUCGUCCUCAACUUCAACCCGCACUUUGAGAUCGAGAGGCUGGACUGCAAGUAUGACUUCAUCGAGAUCCGCGACGGGACCUUGGACACCGCCGACGUCCUGGGUCGGCACUGCAGCAACAUCGCCCCGGCACCAAUCAUCUCCUCCGGCUCCUCCCUGCAGAUCAGGUUCGUCUCGGACUACGCCCACCAGGGGGCGGGCUUCUCCCUGCGCUACGAGAUCUUCAAAACAGGGUCGGAAUUCUGCUUCCGCAACUUCACCAGCCCGUCCGGCAUGAUCGAGUCGCCGGGCUUCCCCGACAAAUACCCGCACAACCUGGAGUGCUCCUACAUGAUCAUCGCCCCGCCGCGCAUGGACAUCACCCUCACCUUCCUCACCUUCGACCUGGAGAACGACCCCCUGCUGGUGGGAGAGGGCGACUGCAAGUACGACUGGCUGGACGUGUGGGACGGGCUGCCGCAAGUGGCGCCUCUGAUUGGCCGGUACUGUGGAACAAAGAUCCCCCCAGAGAUCCAGUCGUCCUCCGGCCUGCUCUCCCUCUCCUUCCACACCGACAUGGCCGUGGCCAAAGACGGCUUCUCGGCCCGCUACAACAUGACGCACAAAGAAGUCACCGACUCGUUCCACUGCAGCAUGGCACUCGGGCUGGAGUCGGGCAAGAUCAGCGACGAUCAGAUCAGCGCGUCCACGACCUUCUACGACAGCCGCUGGUUGCCACGGCAGGCUCGCCUCAACAACGACGACAACGCCUGGACGCCGUCUGAGGACAGCAACAAGGAGUAUAUCCAGGUCGACCUCCAGUUCCUGAAGGUUUUGACGGGCAUCGCCACACAAGGCGCCGUUUCCAAGGAGACACAGAAGUCCUACUAUGUCACCACCUUCAAGCUGGAAGUCAGCACCAACGGGGAGGACUGGAUGGUGUACCGCCACGGCAAAAACCACAAGAUUUUCCACGCCAACACCGACCCGGCCGAGGUGGUGCUCAACCGCGUGCCGCAGCCAGUGUUGGCCCGCUUCGUUCGCAUCCGACCACAGACCUGGAGGAACGGCAUCGCCCUGCGCUUCGAGCUCUACGGAUGCCAGAUCACAGACGCUCCGUGUUCGGACCUGCAGGGCCUGCUGUCCGGCCUGCUGCCCGACGCGCAGAUCUCGGCGUCCUCCAGCCGGGACAUGGUGUGGAAUCCCGGCACCGCCCGCCUGGUGGCGAGUCGCUCCGGCUGGUUCCCCGCCCCUGCACAGCCCCUGGCGGGAGAGCAGUGGCUGCAGGUGGACCUAGGUGUGCCCACGACGGUGCGUGGCGUGAUCACCCAAGGAGCGAGGGGAGGAGACGCAGGGAGCGGGGCGACCACGGAUAAUCGGGCGUUUGUUCGCAAGUAUAAAGUGGCGCACAGCCUGAACGCGAAGGAGUGGAAUUUCAUCAUGGACAGCAAGACGAGCCUGCCGAAGAUUUUCGAGGGGAACACGCACUACGACACCCCGGAGCUGCGUCACUUUGAGGAGACGGUGGCCCAGUACGUCAGGCUGUAUCCAGAGAGGUGGUCUCCAGCGGGGAUUGGGAUGAGAGUGGAGAUACUGGGCUGUGACCUUCCAGAACCCACCACGCCGGCCGAAACGGUCACGCCAACUCUGCCUCCCAACACCGACACCACCACUGUCCCCAUCACGACUACAGCGGGCACCUCUUCUUCAUCAGACAGCGUGUGCGACUUUGACCACGGCCUGUGUGGGUGGACGCACGACUCCAACGCCCCUCUCUUCUGGUCCCUGCACAGCCACGAGCUCAACAGCUAUCUCUACAUGGACGCCAGCCUGAAGACGGAGCAGCAGCGUGCCCGCCUCGUGAGCCCCGUGGUGGCAGCGGAAACCGGGCCCCUCUGCCUCGUCUUCUCCUACCAGCUGUGGGGCGAGGCCCAGGGCCACCUGAAGGUGCUGCUGCGGGACGCCCACAACGAGGAGACCCUGCUCUGGACGCUGACGGACGACCAAGGCGUGUGGAAGGAGGGCCGCACGAUCCUGCCUCGCUCCCCGAAAGACUUCCAGGUUGUGAUGGAGGGUUUCUUUGUGCACGGCACCAGAGGACACAUCUGGAUAGACAACAUCCACAUAAGCUCCAGCACCCCCCUGAAAGAGUGUACACAACCCUUCGCUGCAUUUCCUCCUGAAAACCCAGGGGGAGGCGUUCCUGUGCCUCCCUUGCCCAUCCACUGGUAUUACAUUAUGGCCGCCGGAGGCGCCCUCCUUCUCCUGGCGGUGGCCAUCUUGGUCAGAGCCCUCUGUUGCUGCCGACAACACCUGGCCACCAAGAAGAGCCAGCUGUCAGUGGCCUAUCACAGCUCCUCGCAGUGCUUCCAGUAUUCUAACUGGUCGUCCAGUAUGGCCACCCCAGGGGUGGAGCCAGUCCUGACAGUGAGACUGGACAGCCGGGACCGACACCGCACCCUCUGCUGAAGAGACGCGCUUAUGGCUGCAGUCGCGUUCGGCAGCGGAGGACGGCAACUUGUGAUGUCAGUGGCAGUGUGUUGUUGUGAUGCCGCGAGAUUGACUGGACGGACCCGUCUCUCCUCUAGUUUACAGUUGCCAGGGUGACGAUGACACAGACGUCGUCCUAAACUGCCAAGUGAAACAUUUUUGCAAAGAAACACUGUGCUCUCUCUCUCUCUCUCUCUCUCUCUCUCUCUCUCUCUCUCUCUCUCUCUAAUGGAUGUAGCUUUAGUUGCUGUUUUCCUCUUCUGCUCCAUGAAGGAGUUUGCUGUUGACAUUUCACACUAUGCUGGUCCCGAUGAGAGGACUGAAGUAAGUUAUUUAUCUGAACAGCUUGUUUCGGACCAUUGAGUGCCGUCUGGCUCCUCAUAGCCCCAGCGGUCCUCCCGGAAUGACCCCAUCGUGGACGCACACACACACAGACGUGUGGACUGGGAAGAGGGUGGGGGGGGGUCGAGCCGGUUCCGCUGUGAGAGCCAGCCGGAGCUGCCAAACCUCGGGCUGAAACAAGACCCCAGAGACGCGAGGGAGCUCUGCGGCGCUGUGAGAGGAGACGAGGAGAAAACUGUUAAGAGGCGUUCAUUGUGCUCGCAGUGGAGAUGAUCUGGCAAGCCCCAGAAAAUAAGGCUCCUGGUAUCUCUGUAAUAACAACACGAGAUGGCUGCGAUACCAGUUGUACCAGUAGUGAGGCUGUUGUAACCGAAAAAAAAAAAAACUUCCAUUGUCCUUCUUCAACAGCAUGUGCACAUUUAAAAACAAAGGAAUGCAAAUCCAUCAUACUUAAAGUCCUGCAUCACCAAUGGAGAUAACCAGCUCGUUUGAUUGAGCGCCUCGUCUCCUCCUGAUAAAGGCGUCAGUCAGUGAUGGAUGCGGCCGUCCUCAGUGUUUAGCGUUUCAUCUUGAUUCUCUGGCGUAAUAAAAGCACGUUGUUCCACUCCCCAUUUCUGCUCCAUACCACCCACUCCCAUUGUUCCCCGUGUCUGUAAGCUGCCCAGAUGAAAGCCGAGCCGAGCUGAGCCAUGUUGUGUUUUCGGUGUGAAUAUGUGCUUGUUGUUUUUUUUGGGGUGGGGGGGUUGUAAAUAGAGACAGCUGUCUGCCAUCACCACUUCUUCCUUGAUUUAUACUCCUACAAAUCCCACAAUGCCGCUGCACCAGCUGGAAGCCAUAAGCGCAGUAUACGUGCACCCUUGAGCGGGAUCCAAGACGUGAUGGAAACCAGAGCCGGGCUGCAGCUAUCGACGCUUCCUCCUUUUUAGUGCCAUAAAGAAAAGCAUAGAACAAGACAUAGCUGAUGAACUCUUCACAAACAUAUCUGGGAUCUAAGAAGAAAAUGAGAAAUUGGUGGGGGUUUAGAAAUUGAGCUCUUUACUCUGCGGCUUAACGGGGCGUGCUCUCCUGAUCUGUCACACCAGCAGAAAUCCGUCACCUCCCGAGUCCACAGCUCAGCAGAAUGCGACUCAAUUUAGAAGCUGCACUUUUCUCUCCGGAGUAUAAAAAAAAAACCAAGGAAGGUUUUUUUUUGGCAUGCUCUCGCUGUGUGCUUUUAAAUCAACUUGGGGGGAUUGGAUGCCCUAUUUCGUCCAUCCCGACACCGUUGGCGCUCCAAGCCGCUAAUAGUUGUAAUUAGUUAAUGGACGGGUAACAUUUAUGAAGGCUGCGGUAAGCACUUUUAUCUCCCAUCUACCACACCUCCAGCCGCCCCAAUCCGCUGCCAACUUGCAGUUGCCCUGGAAACAGUACUAACAACGCCAUUGGCCGUCAAAGACCUCCACAUCCAGACGUGUGCCUUGCCAAGUAGUUACUCCCACUCCUGAAUGCUCGCCAGGGGCAGACACACACACACACACACACACACACACACACACACACACACACACACACCCACACAAAUACACACACACAAGUGAGAAUAGAACUCAUCUAAAGUAUAAGUACACUGGAGCUGCCGGCCUCAACUAAAGUGCUGCAGCCAUCGCUACAUGUCGUUUGCUUCCACUCUUGCACACAUUUACAUUUUUCAAUCCACGCCGCUUUGGCCGUUUCACGAUUUUCACCGAACGGAAAGCGAGAGUGUUUGCGACGAGCGCUACUUAAAUGUCGUUAUUAGUUUUUUUUUUGUUGUUUUUUUCCUUGAUCAUCUUAUCCACCACUCUUAAACUUGACCGUGACAGUGUCGAUGAUUUUAACGGUGAUAAUGAUGUUGAUUAUUUUGACGAUGUUUGCAUCCUUAUUCACGUGGAAUGAACAGUCUUAUACCAUCAGUAUGUUAUGUGAUGACUGUGAUUAACAGGAAUGUAUCAUAAUGAUCUUUUUCUCUAUUAAUAAAGUCAUAUUUUUCUAUUA
Hippoglossus stenolepis (Pacific halibut) is the source of this 5860-nucleotide messenger RNA. It is a transcript of the gene nrp2a, whose product is annotated as neuropilin 2a. Gene Ontology annotation, biological process: vascular endothelial growth factor signaling pathway; angiogenesis; axon guidance. NCBI's taxonomy places the organism in Eukaryota, Metazoa, Chordata, Actinopteri, Pleuronectiformes, Pleuronectidae. Gene Ontology annotation, molecular function: vascular endothelial growth factor receptor activity; semaphorin receptor activity. The record is from RefSeq and is a predicted model, not a curated record. The transcript is spliced from 17 exons. Bases 833 to 3484 code for a protein of 883 amino acids. Gene Ontology annotation, cellular component: membrane.